CGCGUGCGCGGCUUCCUGCGUCACUCGGCCGCGCCCAGGGUCCUCUCCGCGGCCCUCGGGUCCCUGCAGCGGCGGGGCCGUAGGUCGGCCGGGGCAGGUGUCCCUCUGCGCUCCCCAUGGAGGAGGCGGCCCGCACGGCUGCAGCUCCGGAUGUUCGCACCUCCCCCUGGACGGCGACGAAGGUGGUGGCGUCGCGAGCGCAGGAGGGAGAGGCCGGUGCGGCCUGUGUGGGUGUGUGACGCGCGGUGUCCGGGGCCAGGUCACCGAGGGGACGCGCGCGGCCGGCCCGGCGACUGUGGGGUGAGGCUGGAACCUCUCUGCCAGGGUUUAAGAUUGUAAAUGGGAAUACAGGGUAGCAAUUACAAGGAAAUGAGAGUACAUAAAUCAUCUCUAGCCUCUUCCAGCCCUUUUCUCAUAACAGAGAGCCUAUUAAACCUUCCAUGUCUGAAGACUGUCAUCCUGCCUCCAGUACCAGCAGUGUCCUCUCUCUGUGAUCAAUGUAAUUCACAGGAAUUCCUUAAGGAACAAACGAAAUGAACCAAGGCCGUGGAAAAUAUGACUUUUAUAUUGGUCUGGGAUUGGCUGUGAGCUCCAGUAUUUUCAUUGGAGGGAGUUUCAUUUUGAAAAAAAAAGGGCUUUUGCGACUUGCCAGAAAAGGCUCCAUGAGAGCAGGUCAAGGUGGCCAUGCAUAUCUUAAAGAAUGGUUGUGGUGGGCUGGACUGCUGUCAAUGGGUGCUGGGGAGCUGGCCAACUUCGCUGCUUAUGCAUUCGCACCAGCCACGCUGGUGACUCCGCUAGGAGCUCUCAGCGUUCUUGUAAGUGCCAUUCUUUCUUCAUACUUUCUAAAUGAAAGACUUAAUCUUCAUGGGAAGAUUGGAUGUUUGUUAAGUAUCCUGGGAUCUACCGUUAUGGUCAUUCAUGCUCCAAAAGAAGAGGAGAUUGAGACCCUGAAUGAAAUGUCUCACAAGCUAGGGGAUCCAGGUUUUGUGGUCUUUGCAACACUUGUGGUCAUUGUGUCCUUGAUAUUCAUCUUCGUGGUAGGACCUCGCCACGGACAGACAAACAUUCUUGUGUACAUAACAAUCUGCUCUGUCAUUGGAGCAUUUUCAGUGUCCUGUGUGAAGGGUCUGGGCAUUGCUAUCAAAGAGCUGUUGGCAGGACAGCCCGUGCUGCGGCAUCCUCUCGCCUGGAUCCUGCUGCUGAGCCUGAUUGUCUGUGUGAGCACACAGAUUAAUUACCUGAACAGGGCCCUGGACAUAUUCAACACUUCCAUCGUGACUCCAAUAUAUUAUGUAUUCUUUACAACCUCCGUCCUAACAUGCUCAGCUAUCCUCUUUAAGGAGUGGCAAGCUAUGCCUGUGGACGAUGUCAUUGGUACUCUGAGUGGCUUCUUUACAAUCAUUGUGGGGAUCUUCCUGUUGCAUGCCUUUAAAGACGUCAGCUUUAGUCUAGCAAGUUUGCCCGUGUCUUUUCGGAAAGAUGAAAAAGCAGUAAAUGGCAAUCUCUCUAAUAUGUAUGAAGUUCUUAAUAAUGAAGAAAGCUUAACCUGUGGAAUUGAACAACACACUGGCGAAAAUAUCUCCCGAAGAAAUGGAAACGUAGCGGCUUUUUAAGAAAGAUGUAAUUAAAGGCUAAUCUUUAAUUCUGUUGUAAAGUGAAUUUGAACAUCAGAAUGUGUCUCAGUAUGCAUUGUUCUCAAAUAAUGUUAUCUAAAGACAAUCUUUUUUUAAGGUUUCACUCAUUUGGACCAAGAAAUCGAUUUUCUUAAAUGAUGGUAGCUCACUAUAAUGACCUCAAAACUGACUGAUUUAUAUUAACAUUGUAGAGGUAUUUUACCUUUUAAUUCUUUCUCCAAAAUCUAAAUGCACUAAUGAGUGUUAAGUGUAUAAAAUGCUUUAUUUUUCCAUUAUUGGUGAAAAUCUGAAAAGUACAUGUCAUCCUAGCCCAUCAGUCCCUGGCUAUAUAAAUCUGUUUUUUAAAAAGAACAAA
Ochotona princeps (American pika) is the source of this 1989-nucleotide messenger RNA. It is a transcript of the gene NIPA2, whose product is annotated as NIPA magnesium transporter 2. Gene Ontology annotation, biological process: magnesium ion transport. Gene Ontology annotation, molecular function: magnesium ion transmembrane transporter activity. NCBI's taxonomy places the organism in Eukaryota, Metazoa, Chordata, Mammalia, Lagomorpha, Ochotonidae. The coding region runs from base 534 to 1613 and encodes 359 amino acids. The transcript has 7 exons. Gene Ontology annotation, cellular component: membrane. The record is from RefSeq and is a predicted model, not a curated record.